UCUGCUCUGAGCGAGACAAAACCCUUCUCAUGCGCUGCGGCUCUUCAUGCUGAGUGUGUGUGUGUGUGUGUGUGUGAGGAACUGAAGCUGUAGAUGUUUGCUGGAUCAAUGAUUUCUCCAAUGGACGUGAUUCUCAACCUGAUCACACCAGACGCCUCGCCGUCCACCUCACCCACCAGCACCAUCGAGCGGCUGGAGGGUGCAGUGGCGCAGGCGGCGCUGGCCUCUUUCGGUGCAGACGCGUCUCUGCUGUCCUCAGAGGAGGUGUGUGUGUGUGUGGACCCACAGCGCAGCCGGCAGGUGUGUGUGUGUGUGGACCCGCAGCGCACGCGGCAGGCCCUGGCGCAGCUGCAGCAGAAGAUCCUGAAGCUGACAGAGCAGCUGCGCAUCGAGCAGGCGGCGCGCGACGACAACGUGGCCGAGUACCUGAAACUGGCCAGCAAUGCCAACGACAAACAGCAGAGCACACGCAUCAAACAGGUGUUUGAGAAGAAGAACCAGAAGUCUGCGGCGAGUAUUGCGCAGCUGCAGCGUAAGCUUGAGCACUGCCACCGGCGGCUGCGGGACGUGGAGCACAGUGGGGUGCAGCGGCAGCCCAAAGACGUGCUGCGGGACAUGCAGCAGAACCUGCGCGGCGUGAUGACGGGGCUCAGCGGAGGCGUGGUCGACAGCGUCAGGGGCGUGGCCUCCAAACCACGUGAGAUCGCUUCGCUGAUCCGGCACCGCUUCGGCAGCGCAGACAACAUCAGCGCGCUGCGGGACGGGGCCGAGGACGCGGAGGAUGGGGCCACGGGACGCUCUCUGGGCUCCGCCACCGCACGCCUGCAGCACAGCCCGAAGUUCGGCAGCGAGGACGACUGCUCCAGCGCCACCUCAGGCUCUGCAGAGGCUCACUGUGGCCCCGGGGCCCCUGGAGGACCGCCCAGCUCCAGAGGGACUGGCGGCGGGCUGGAAGUGCUGCUGCAGGAGGUGCAGGAGCUGCAGGAGGUGCAGGCACAGCUGGAGGAGCAGCUGGAGGAGCUGAAGAGCAGCUGCAGGGAGGAGUGCGCAGUACUGAUGCAGACACUGCAGGAGGACAGAUUCAGAUGUGAGCGUCUGGAGGAGCAGGUGAAUGACCUGACGGAGCUCCACCAGAAUGAGAUCCUGAACCUGAAGCAGGAGCUGGCCAGCAUGGAGGAGAAGAUCGCAUACCAGUCCAACGAGAGAGCCAGAGACCUGCAGGAGGCUCUGGAAGCAUGUCAGACGCGCGUCUCCAAGAUGGAGCUCCAGCAGCAGCAGCAGCAGGUGGUGCAGCUGGAGGGUCUGGAGAACGCCACCGCCCGCACGCUGCUGGGCAAGCUGAUGACGGUGCUGCUGGCGCUGAUGGCGGUGCUGCUGGUGCUGGUGUCCGCCGUGGCCAACUGCGUGCUGCCGCUGAUGAAGACCCGCAGCCGCUCCGUGUCCUCGCUGCUGCUGGUGCUGCUGCUCGCCGUGCUCUGGAGGAACUGGGACUCCUUUUCUGGACACACACACCGCUUCCUGCAGCCACUGCCGUGAUGAGCACACACACGUUUGCACACUGUUCAUCUCCUGAAUGCCUCUGGUGCGUUGCUCUUGAAUCAGAAUAAUAUCAAUAACGGCUGUGUUUUUAAUUCAGGCUGGAGUGAUAAAUCAGUGCAUUAGCCAACCCAGAAACGAGUACCGCAUUGAUCCUGACAUUUCUUUAUCAAUACAUCGAGAUUCUUACUCCAAUGGGUUCUGAGAUUACUUUUCACCAGCAGGUGGCGCUGUGUGCUUUACAAACAGCCAACUCAGCUUGAUUCCUCACACAUGCUGCCCGAAUUAAAAUAAUUAAUAAAGUUAGCAAAGGGUUAAAGUUUGUGUGAAAUCAAGAUUUGCUAGCACACACUGAUAUUCUGUAGGUGAACAAUUAAUCCCUUAUGCAAAGUAAAACAUAGUUUUGGUAAUCUUCAGUCUGAGCAUCUGCUUCUGCGUUUGGAUUGGCUCCUUCUCUGAUGACAUCGGUUUGACGCUUCAGCCACAAUAUUCUUAGCCACGCCCCUCUUACUGUUAGUUUGGUGUGAGGGAAUGAUGUGUAUAAAGAAAGCCCCGCCCUCUACUCAAUUUGGCCCAACUCAACAUCACUAUCUGCUGUUUAAAAACUAGCCAAGAUCGAGUCCAGAGCGCCAUCUGUGGUCAACACUAACCUACAGCGCCAUCUGCUGUUAAAAGGAGCCUAAAGCACCAUCUGCUGUUAUAAACUAGCCUAAAGUGUUGUCUGCUGAUAAACACUAGCCUAGAGUGACGUCUGCUGUCAUAAAUUGGGCUAGAGCGCCAUCUGCUGUUAAAACCGAAGCUCAGAAUCUACUCCAGAGAGAUUUGCGAUGCAUUCUGAAGAUGCAUGGCUCAUAGCGUAUGCCUUUAUUAGCACUAUCUCUAAUCUGACUUCAGCUGAAUGUAGCGUUCUGUUCAGAUCACGCAGAAGUGAAACUCUGUCAUCCUUUGCUCAGUUUUAGGAGUAAAAUCUGAAUGCUGGAGUUUGAUUUCUGUGAAACACAAGCUGAAGGUCAUUGAUGAAGAUGAUGAUGAUGAAGAACAGAGUUUGGGUUAUUUUAUGAGCGUGAUCUGAUGCAGAAACACUGUUUUAAAGGAAGUAUUAAUGUAUAGAGUAUAGCCUCACUGGAGCUGUGACCGCACACAAACACAGCAACAGUAGGAGCUCUUACUGCGUUCUCAAUCUCUGUAGAUACAGUACAACACCUGCACUGCUAGUCAAACGUUUGCAAUAUUGAAUAUGUCUUCAUGUUUCUUCAGACAGGUCACCAACACUGCCUUUAUUUGAUCUAAAUAACUGUAUCAUGGUGAACUGUUUAUAGCAGCAGAAUAUUGAGCAGAGUGUGAUGGACAGCUGUAUUACAGCAUCAUUACUGCAGGCUUUAGUGUCCACCAUCCUUCACAGAUCACUGUCAUAUGACCAUCAUGCAGCAUCAGUGGGGGAUUAUGUUAAUGCAGUCUUUAAUUAAGCUGUGUGUUCCUAGGAUAAAUUAUAUUUUUCAAUAUAAUGUACAAUAGAAAUCAUUAGAUGAUGAACUCAAAACAUUUGGCUUGUAGUGUGAUAUUAAAGCACAGUAAACUCUAUCUGGUGUGGUGGAGUGAGAUGGAUCAGGACUGUUAAUGUUUAAUAUCUGUAUGUUAGGAAUAUAAUAACUCUCAGGUGUGUGCGUGUGUGCGUGUGUGUGUGUGUGUGUGUGUGUGUGUGUGUUGAGUGCACCUCUGAGUUCUGAUCACUUUUUUUAAUAAACAGAA
This is a messenger RNA of Danio aesculapii, 3285 nucleotides long. It is a transcript of the gene tmcc1a, whose product is annotated as transmembrane and coiled-coil domain family 1a. Gene Ontology annotation, cellular component: endomembrane system. The coding region runs from base 94 to 1536 and encodes 480 amino acids. The record is from RefSeq and is a predicted model, not a curated record. The transcript is spliced from 5 exons. NCBI's taxonomy places the organism in Eukaryota, Metazoa, Chordata, Actinopteri, Cypriniformes, Danionidae.